CAGCCGAGGAGGAUGACUGGUAAAACCCAAACCAGCAACGUGACCAACAAGAAUGACCCACGCUCCCUCAACUCCAGAGUCUUCAUCGGAAACCUCAACACGGCCAUCGUCAAGAAGAGUGACAUCGAGGUCAUAUUCGCCAAGUACGGCAAGAUCGUGGGCUGCUCCGUGCACAAGGGCUACGCUUUCGUCCAGUACAUGAACGAGAGGAACGCAAGAGCGGCGGUGGCGGGCGAGAACGCGAGGAUAAUCGCCGGGCAACCUCUUGACAUAAACAUGGCGGGGGAGCCCAAGCCGUACAGGCCCAAAGCAGGAACCAAGCGGCCGCUCUCAGCUGUGUACAGUGGAUACGAGUUUGACUACGAGUACUACAGGGAUGACUUCUACAGCAGGCUGUUUGACUACCACGGCAGAGUGGCCCCUCCCCCUCGGGCGGUCAUCCCUCUGAAGCGCUCCCGGGUUCUGGCUCCAUCGUCCCGUCGCGGAAAGACCUCGUUCCCCCUCAAGACCUCCUCCUCUUCCUCCUCCUCUUCAUCCAGACCCCCCACAUCGUCCUCAUCUGGCCUCAAACCAGUGAAGUCGGACCAGCUGCAGACCAUCAAACGUGAGCUGACUCAGAUCAAGACCAGGAUCGACUCUCUGUUGGGACGCCUGGAGAGGAUCGAAAAGCAGCAGCGCGCAGACAGCACCGAAGCUCAGAGGAAGUACGAGGACAACUGCGACUCCCUGCACGAGGAGUCCGUGUCCGAGGCGGCCGACAACUCCGGGGACGAGGGAGGGGAGGUGGUCCUGGGGACGGAGGCCGGAGAGAUGAGCGACGGAGGGGUGGAUGACUACGACGAAGAGGGCUCCCACCAUCUGAUAGAGAACCACGUAUCGGACAUUGACAACUGAAAUCAGGGCAAUGGAGAAAGCGUUGAGAGUGGAUCGAUCUAAGUCAUCAUCACCUUAAAGAAACAGAAGAGGAAGAGGAAAAGGAGGGACUGAAAAACGUACUAUAAAAUUUCUAAAUAACACAGAGCCCAGUCGUACAGAGCAAACCCACCUGACCCAUCCGGACAGUUGAAAAUUGGACUUCCAUUUGAAUGCUUUGUUGGCCUAAGGUUAACUUUUAUUUUCUGUACGCUAUUAGAACUAAUCAUGUUUCUGCAAAAAGCACAAAGAGAGCACUUGAUGUAAUGACCGUGAAUCAACAGCAGGUUUUUAAAAUGUUCUCCACUCUUUUAAUUUAUUUACAGCAAACGUGGACGUGGCUGCAGUCAGGUUCACAAAGGGAUCAUGUUUUUUCCGUUGUUUUUUGUGAAUUUCUUAGAAUGUUUGAAUAGGGCACAGAAGUGAAGGUUAUGAAGGUAAAUUGAAAUAGUUAUAAAGUAAUAGUUAUAAAAUCUUCAAAAAAUCCCCAAACUCAACCUGUACCAUUAGUAUUAAAUAUGCAUUAGGUAACUUUUCUGGUGGUGAGUUUGCCUCUUUCUUGUUUCCAUGGAGAUGUUAUUGCUUAGAAAGUUAGAAAGUUUCACUCUACAGCGUCAACCUUCACUGAGACAAGCAGGUAACACCAACAGGCCAAGGUACAGGGCAGAUCUGUGGUUUGGAUACCUCACUUACAGUAAAAAAAAAAAAAAAGAAUUAAAGCAACUGUGAUCAAAUACAUGCAUGAUAGAAAAGUAAAUGCCAAACUGUGGAACAUUCUGGGUUAAGCCAUAGCAUCUCCAUUGUGAUAAGCAGACCCACCAUCAGAAAAAGUUACAUAAUGCACCUUUAAGACAACACAACAGCACCAAAACAAAAACAAACAAACAAACAAAAAAAACAUGAUGGUAGAAAAUGAAAAUGAAUUCAACUUUGUGAGUUAAAGGGAUCACAAAAUAUAAAAUAUUGGUUUCACUAAUACUGUAGGAGAAAUUUAUUUUAUAAAAUCAGAAAGGCCUUAAAAGGCAAGUUAUAGUAUAGUAAUAACAACAGAACAGAGAACAACAGGCCUGUUAACGUCACAUGAACAGUUCUUCAGAUAACAUCACAUCAUAAACAACAGAAGAGAACAAGUUUACCAAACUCUCCAUCUCACUCCAAAUCACUAAAUCCAUUGAAUUCUUCAUCCUCUGUGUCACUUCCAAGCAACUCCAUGACCUUCGGAAGUAAACACAGCGCCGCUUCCUCUUCUGUGUAGCUGUCGUCAGACUCAGCAUCAGUUCCAGUUAGAAUUAUUCCGGCCUUUCUAAAUCUCAACAAGAUUGUUUCGGUUGUCACUGAAGUCACUUAAAUUUUUAAUGUUCUGUGGUACAGAAGUAAUGGUGGAGUAAUGGUUAACGUGAUCCAAGGCAGGACAGAGGCUCUUUCUGCAGGAGACAUGCGCAGCGUAGAGCGAAGUGACAGUUGUACAGGAGUAAACAGAGUAGCAGAUACUGACACACAAGUGUAGAGCCUCUCGCGGCUGUCAGUGUGAAAAUUUUAAUAUAUAAGUUGCACUGGAGUAUAAGUUACAGGA
Molecule: messenger RNA, 2485 nt
Organism: Boleophthalmus pectinirostris (great blue-spotted mudskipper)
Lineage: Eukaryota; Metazoa; Chordata; Actinopteri; Gobiiformes; Gobiidae
Product: RNA-binding Raly-like protein
Exons: 8
Coding region: 13-894 (293 amino acids)
Cellular component (GO): nucleus
Molecular function (GO): RNA binding
Source: RefSeq, a predicted model, not a curated record